Molecule: messenger RNA, 5612 nt
Organism: Brassica napus (rape)
Lineage: Eukaryota; Viridiplantae; Streptophyta; Magnoliopsida; Brassicales; Brassicaceae
Exons: 1
Coding region: 3578-4915 (445 amino acids)
Molecular function (GO): zinc ion binding; nucleic acid binding
Source: RefSeq, a predicted model, not a curated record
GAAACUAUAAUAUCAUUGGUCAUCUAGAAAUUAAAAAUGCCAAACAAUUUGGAAUAAAAAAAUUCCUCUAAAACGUAAAAUAUAAAAAAACGGAGGGACUAGCUGGUAAAAAAAAACAAUACUAGAGAGAGUAUUAUCAUUUAUUAUCAUUUCGUUAUACAAUACCCUCACAUCCACAAGGGAUAUGUCAGAAUCCAGGGAGCAAUAUUUUAUCUUUGUAAAGUUUGCUGGUAAAAUUAAUACAUUCAUACUUGCGAAGAAAAUGGUUGAUGAUUAAUCGGAGCGCAAUUGACAUCGAUCUUUAGCGUAUGGCACGCUCCUCAAAGCUGAUCAGAGAACGACUUAAAUUAUUUUUUAACUUUAUUUUAUCCUUUCUUUCUCUUAAGAAACGCAUAUUGGAUGCUUUUGUUGGUUAACCGCAGUGAGUUUUUCUUCUCGCAUACUUUUCAAUUAAUUUAUAUGAAAAUUGUCAACCCUUUGUUUCUGUUUUUCUUCAGCAAAUUGCUUCUUUAACCAAAUAAUUCUAGUUAUGAUAAAAUCGAAAAUAAAGAAUCAUCGUCUGGUGCAACUGACAAGCCGAUAUCAUUCCCAGCAAGGAGGGAAGAAAAUAAAUUAAAACUUCGAAAACCGCAAUAUUAGCAAUUUUAGAGUAUUUCUAAUUCAUUGGUAUUUUUACCUCUAUAAUAGUCCUCCUGUUUCAAAACACAUGAAGUUUUAUGAAGGAACACAACUAUUACGAAACUUGUUUUUUAAUCUAAAAAAUAUUAUUAAAAUAUAAAUUAAAAAUUAUUUAACUAAUCACAAGAUAAACUACAAAAUAUGAUUGAUUACACUGUUUUUGAUAAAGUUAAAAAAUAUAUUGAAAUAUAAAACAUCAUCUAUUUUGAAACUUCAAAAACUCUCUAAAACAUCAUAUAUUUUGAAAUGAAGGGAGUAGCAUUUAAGUGUGGGUUAUUGGUUGUUGUAUUUUAAUGGAUUUGAAAAUUCGAACUAAAUCUAGUGUUAUUGAUUCUAUGAUUUAAAAAUCUGCAUAUUUUACUUGGAUUUAUAAAUACUACAUGAAUUUCUAAAUCAAUCAAAAUAAAUAAACCAAUAACACCUCUUAAAGGUGAAACUACUCUAAUCCACCUUUAUUUCUUAGCAUUCUUCUAUUUUCUGCUCUAUAUUUAAAAAUUGUUAUUUUAGAAAGAUAGAUUAUAGCAUAUUCCAUCUAUAAAUAGAUUUUUUUUCUAUUUUAGAGGUAAAAAUAGCAAAAUACAUUGGAGAAAGUCUUUUAUUUUUCAUAUAUGUUUUAUCCUCUAGGGUAGGCCUGGGCAUUUUACCCGGACCCGAAGACCUGAACCGGAACCGACCCGAAAAUACAGGUUCGGGUCCGGGUCCAUGCUAAGUACCUAUUGGGUCUUCUUUUUUUGGACCUGCGGGUCUCGGUUCGGGUCCGGGUCCUACCCGAGACCCGUUCGGGUAUCCGAAGUACCCGCAAAUAAUUGUAUAUAAUAGGUAUAUUUGGGUGAUUGAGUAUUUUUUGGUAUUUUGAAUUUUUUUAAAAGUUUCAGGUUUGGAUUUUCGGGUAUAAUUGUAGGUUUCGGGUGAACUUUUAGAUUUUUAGAAAAUAUAAUUUGGGUAUUCGGGUAAAAUUCGGGUAUGUUUUGGGUUUUCGGGUCUGAUUUUGGAUAAAUUUGUGUGUAUUUUUGCGGUUUUUGGGGUAUUUUUAGAGUUUUCGGGUCCAGUUCAGGUAUUUCGGGUCUAUUUCGGAUCCUAAAUACCCGAACCGACCCGGAUCCGAAAUAUACCCGAAAAUUUUGGGUAUUUUACGGGUAUUGAAAUUAUAGACCCGAACCGACCCGAACCCAACCCGGAACCGAUCCGAAAAGUUAUAGAUACCUAUAUGGGUCUAAAUUGCUAGGACCCGAAAGACCCGGAUUCGAUAAUACCCGACCCGAACCCGACCCGAAGACCCGGAUGCCCAGGCCUACUCUAGGGAUCCAUAAUUUUUGAUCAACUGUAUAAUAUUUGAUAUGGCAUAAGUAGGAGUGAAAUUUUAGGUGGAUUAAAUUAGUUGUUGUAGUAUUUAAAUUCCUCUCUGUAAUUAAUUAGUAAUAUCGAUGGAAUAAUAAACUACAAGAACAGUAGCAAGAAACAGAAUCUUAACUGAUUUAAGUAGUAGUCUUACCUUAAAAAUACAGAAGUCCAAAAAGUCAGCACAAGCUAUCACUGUUCUUUCAAGUUCUGUCUUGCUUUAUUUGUACACAAUCACAUUUAAGACUAGUUUUGUUUUGAUUUAUUUAAUUAAUGUAACUGUUUUUUUUUUGUUGGAUGGUUCCUUCUUCCCCAUGAUUAGAUAAAAACAAGCAAGCAAAGCCAGUGCUUCGACCUUGGUUUUACCCUAUUGUGUUGACACCAAAGCAUGCAAAAUCAUACGCAACGAUGACUUUCACUGCUUCCACUCUCACAAUCAAUAAAUCAAUUCAUCCCUUUUUCACCUUACCUACAAGAUGCAGCCGCAUCUACGAUGGUGGCGCCAACAUAACGACCAGUUCAAAUAUGUUUCUUUUUUAGGAUUUCGUUUUAUUUCCUAUUUUAGUUUUGGACUUUUCUUUGUUUCAUAAGAAAGACGGUUUAUAAUAUCCUUAUCCUUAUGGGGUUUGUCCAAACGGAUGGAUAUAUAAACAAAGCUUUGUCUUCUUUGUUUAACACAUUUUGAUUUUAAUAAGAAUAGCUUUGCUUUUAUCUCUUGUUCGAUUUGAUUCAAUUCAUCAAACAUAAAGUUGGUCUCAAGAAGCUAUUGAAAGAAACUCUUGAUCGAUCCAAGAACAAGUCUCGAAGAACCCUAAAUUCUUAGAUCGACCGUUCACUCAUUCGUACGCUGCGCCAGGUUGGUAUCAGAGCUCUGCUACGCUCCAAAUCCUUCUCAACCCGCUACAAUGGUUCGUAAGACUCGUGCUCAACAAUACGCUGAUGACGAUGAUAUCCCGGCUACUCAACAAUCUGUUAAUGAGCUCCAGCAACAGAUUGCAGACCUAGCUACCGUCGUCGCUGCCUUCAGCGCACGACAGCCGCACCUGCACUUCCCCGCCGCAACGACCAGAUCUCUGUCCAUGAUAACUCCGACGAAGACGACGAGAAUCCAUUCGCUCCUCUUCGAAAACCACAACAACAACAACGCCCUCGACGCCACGUCAACAAUAACUCCGAUUCCGAGGAAGAUGCUAUCGAGUCAUCAUGGAAAUCGAGUUUCAAGCUUGAGCUUCCAGUAUUCAAUGGUUCAACGAACGCUGAGGAAUUAUUGGAUUGGUUUGUAACAAUAGAAGAAAUUCUCGAGUUUAAAGAAAUUUCAUUGAAUCGUUGUGUACCCCUAGCCGCCAUACGCUUCCGUGACCGCGCAGCUGCCUAGUGGUCACAAGUAAAGACGACAAGAGCACGAUUGGGCAAAACAAAGAUUACUACAUGGGAUAAGCUUAAACGAGAGAUGCAAAAAAAAUUUCUGCCGUAUAACUAUGACCAACUUAUAUUUCAGAAAUUCCAGAAUCUUCGGCAAGGAGCUCGAUCCAUCGACAAUUACGCCACAUAAUUUUUCAAGAUGAUCAACCGUGUGGAAAUUCGCGACACCGAAGAACAACUAACAAUGCGUUUUGUGGGAGGACUUCCCCAACAAAUCCAACACACUCUUAACUUGUUUCAUCCACAAUCGAUCUCAAAAGCGCAUCAGCAGGCCCUCACGAUAGAGAACCAGAAUCGAACUGGUUCUCAAUCUUGGUCCACGUCGCAGCAAAACAAACAGCCUACAUCAACCCCACCAACAACCAUCAACGACGCAACUUCAAAAACAGAAACUGCCAUUGUACCUAUUAACAAUAACCAACAGGUUCGUCCCGGCGGAUUGCAUUGUUACUCUUGCGGAGAAGCAGGACAUCGUCGGUCCGCUUGUCCACAUCGUACGCGCAAAGGAUUACUUAUCGAAGAAGUACAACAGGAUAAUGACCCUAUCUAUGACGAGGAACCACUCGACCCUGACGAAGAAGCUGAAGAACUUUUCCCCGAUUCGGGUCGACUUCUCGUAGCUCGCCGGUCAUUUUUCACUCCUAAAGCCGAAGAACAUUUCCCACAACGUAACAGACUAUUUCAGUCGCGUUGCACAAUCAAUGGACGAGUCUGCUCCUCUGUAAUCAACUCUGGGAGCUGUGAGAACGUCAUAGCGGAGGAGGCAGUCGCGAAAUUACAACUUCAGGAUGAACCCCACCCAUCUCCAUACAAGCUCUCGUGGCUCCAACUGAACCAUGAUCUUGUUGUGACUCGGCGCGCCGUAGUGUCGUUCUCCGUAGGCACUUCUUACAAAGAUAAGGUUUAUUGCGACGUCGCCCCUAUGGAUGCUUGCCACUUACUUCUCGGGAGACCUUGGGAAUUUGAUCAUCGCAUUAUUCACGAUGGCUUUCUCAACACAUACAGCUUCACUUUCGAGAAUAGAAAGUUCAUCCUCAAACCAUCUCCUCUGACACCGACUCUUGCUAAUCAAACACCCGCCAAUAACACUACAAAGCCGAUGUUAUUUCUUCGUAAAACUCUAUUUGUUUCAGAGAUGCUCAAAGCCGGGCUGGUUCUCGCAGUAAUAACCAAACCUACGUCAGCCACACCCAAAAUAGAGGUUCCGGCGGCCUUUGCGAGCAUUCUUUCCGACUUCGCUGAUGUCUUUCCAAAUGAUCUCCCCGAGGGACUGCCUCUUCUCUGGGACAUCCAACAUCGUAUCGACCUCCUCCCUGACGCUGCCCUUCCUAACCGAUCACAUUACCGUAUGAGCCCAACCGAGCAUGAGGAACUACGAAGACAGGUAGAAGAACUCGUCGCCAAGGGUUUCCUUCGUGAGAGUUUAUCUCCUUGUGCCGUGCCGGCAUUACUAAUCCCCAAGAAAGAUGGUUCUUAGCGAAUGUGCGUAGACAGUCGUGCUAUCAACAAAAUUACAGUCCAUUACCGCUUUCCGAUUCCACGUCUUGAUGACUUCCUUGACCAAAUCGGUACUGCAACAAUCUUCUCCAAACUUGAUCUCAAAAGUGGCUAUCACCAGAUACGAAUCAAUCCCAGAGAUGAAUGGAAAACGACUUUUAAGACACGCGAAGGCCUCUUCGAAUGGAUGGUUAUGCCUUUUGGUUUGUCAAACGCACCAAGUACAUUCAUGCGGGUGAUGAAUCAGGCACUACGACCAUUUAUUGGAAAGUUUGUUGUGGUCUAUUUUGAUGAUAUACUCAUCUUUAGCAGGUCCAUGACUGACCACGUCCGCCAUCUUUCUGAAGUUCUUGAAGUUCUACGCCGUGAUAAGUUCUUCGCAACAUUGAAAAAGUGCGAAUUUGGGUCACUAACAGUCCACUUCCUCGGGUAUAUUGUGUCAUCGCAGGGACUCGCCGUCGACCCUAGUAAGAUAUCUGCCAUACAAUCUUGGCCGACUCCUACAACGAUCACCGAAGUUUGCAGCUUUCACGGAUUAACUUCUUUUUACCGCCAUUUUGUCUCACAGUUCAGCAGUUUGAUGUCGCCAAUUACUGACUGUAUAUGAGAUGGACAGUUCACUUGGACGCCGGAUGCAGCGCGGGCUUUUGAUAUCAUCAAAGAGAAGCUCUGCUCAG